This is a messenger RNA of Panthera uncia (snow leopard), 11209 nucleotides long. It is a transcript of the gene MAP2K5, whose product is annotated as mitogen-activated protein kinase kinase 5. Lineage: Eukaryota; Metazoa; Chordata; Mammalia; Carnivora; Felidae. Gene Ontology annotation, biological process: protein phosphorylation. The transcript has 22 exons. Gene Ontology annotation, molecular function: protein binding; ATP binding; protein kinase activity. Bases 575 to 2152 code for a protein of 525 amino acids. The record is from RefSeq and is a predicted model, not a curated record.
CCUUUUGCCGCUGCCGCUGCCGCCGCAGCCGGAACGUUCGGCCCGGGGCGGCUGGGGCCGGGCCCGCGCGCGCCGCGCCCUCUGACUCGGGGUGGGGAACAGGAUUCGCUUCCCGACGGAGGGCCCUCCUCGACUCUCGCUUGGUUUGGCGGCCCCGGGUCUCCUUCGAAACAGCCCCCGACUGAGUCCCCUCCAGUCGGGGACCCUCCCCUCUCCACUAAGGAAGAGUGGACACCUGCCGCUCUGUCUCCCUAAAACGGGGUCAUCUCCUCACACCCACACAGACGGCAGGGGGCUUCACGAUCCGGUUCGCCCUCUUUCCCAACUCCAGAACCCUCUGACCCCCGUUAGUUUAUAUUGGCCCCUGCCUCGUGCCCCGUCCACGCUCACAGAGAGGCAGCCCCAACCCCAUACAGGCUGGGCCUGGCUUGCUGCCUGCGGGUCCCUUCCAGACCAUCCCUCUUCUUCACUCCCCCGACCCCCUGCCCUGUUCCCCUCCGUCCCCUUGUCACCCUUUGGAGUCCUCGCCUAACCAGGAUCCACUGCCCCAGGAUGUGAGCCCCUGUAACCUGUAAUGCUGUGGCUGGCCUUUGGCCCCUUCCAUGCCAUGGAGAACCAGGUGCUGGUGAUUCGUAUCAAGAUUCCAAAUAGUGGCGCGGUGGACUGGACAGUGCACUCCGGGCCGCAGUUACUCUUCAGGGAUGUGCUGGAUGUGAUAGGCCAGGUUCUGCCUGAAGCAACAACCACAGCAUUUGAAUAUGAGGACGAGGACGGUGAUCGAAUUACAGUGAGAAGUGAUGAAGAAAUGGAGGCAAUGCUGUCAUAUUAUUAUUCCACAGUAAUGGAACAGCAAGUAAAUGGACAGUUAAUAGAGCCUCUGCAGAUAUUUCCAAGAGCCUGCAAGCCUCCUGGGGAACGGAACAUACAUGGCCUGAAGGUGAAUACCCGGGCUGGACCCUCUCAACACGGCAGCCCAGCUGUCCCGGAUUCACUUCCAAGCAAUAGCUUAAAGAAGUCUUCUGCUGAACUGAAAAAAAUAUUAGCCAAUGGCCAGAUGAAUGAACAAGACAUACGGUAUCGAGACACUCUUGGUCAUGGCAACGGAGGCACAGUCUACAAAGCAUAUCAUGUCCCAAGUGGGAAAAUAUUAGCUGUAAAGGUCAUACUGUUAGAUAUUACACUGGAACUUCAGAAGCAAAUUAUGUCUGAAUUGGAAAUUCUUUAUAAGUGUGAUUCAUCAUAUAUCAUAGGGUUUUAUGGUGCAUUUUUCGUAGAAAACAGGAUUUCAAUAUGUACAGAAUUCAUGGAUGGAGGAUCUUUGGAUGUAUAUAGAAAAAUUCCAGAGCAUGUCCUUGGAAGAAUUGCAAUAGCAGUUGUUAAAGGCCUUACCUAUUUGUGGAGUUUAAAGAUUUUACAUAGAGAUGUGAAGCCCUCCAAUAUGCUAGUAAACACAAGAGGACAGGUCAAGCUGUGUGAUUUUGGAGUUAGCACUCAGCUGGUGAAUUCUAUAGCCAAGACGUAUGUUGGAACAAAUGCUUAUAUGGCGCCUGAAAGAAUUUCCGGGGAGCAGUAUGGAAUCCAUUCUGAUGUCUGGAGUUUAGGAAUCUCUUUCAUGGAGCUUGCUCUUGGGAGGUUUCCAUAUCCCCAGAUUCAGAAAAACCAGGGAUCUUUAAUGCCUCUCCAGCUUCUGCAGUGCAUUGUUGAUGAGGAUUCGCCCGUCCUUCCGGUUGGAGAGUUCUCCGAGCCAUUUGUACAUUUCAUCACUCAGUGCAUGCGAAAACAACCAAAAGAAAGACCAGCACCUGAGGACUUGAUGGAAAGACCUAUGUCAGCGCUAUCCCAGUUCUGUGACGUAGGACCCGCCAACUUAGAAGAUAAGUUUCCAAGCUGUAGAAACUGUGGAGACGGCAGACAGAAUGUUCGCCAGGCUUCAGACAACCAGGUAGGGAUGUUGCAGCUUAUGUGGAGUGAGGGACAGCUGUUGCCCACCGGGAUGGGUUGGCAAGAACGCAGCAAGAAGGGAGAAGACCAUAACGCAAGGGUGAUGGAGACAUUUUCCCCAAAUGUCAGUGAUCAGGUUGAAGAACACAAAAUAAAAACCAGACCUCUAAGUUCAGAAACAGAGAGACAGCUUGAGGUGGGAGCAUGUUGAGAUGGAGAGGUUCAGGUCUGGUUUGCUCUUCAAAUUGUGGGUUUAAGUAUUUGUGACUAAAAGGGAUCUGGUGAGAGGCAUUAUUGAAUAGAGCCUUGCUCAGGUAAGCCACGAGAAUUCCUUCUGCUGAGUUAGUCUUCCUUUGGGGUUCUUUGGUAGGUAAGGUCAGGCUGUGAUUUAGCAGGAAAGCCUCCACACUUCCCUUCCCUUCCCUUGUCAGCAGCUCCACAUUCCCUCCCUGCUUUCGUGUCUUCAUCUGCAAAACAGAGGGGAUGGACAAGAUCACCAGUCCUUGACCUAGGGUCUGUGACUUCAGGAAGUCUGUUAGAGCCCCUGAAAUUACAUCCAACAUCGUGUAUGCAUGUGGGGAUUUGCAUUCUUUCCUGAAAAGCAGAAUUCAUGGCUGUCAUCAGUUUUUCAAACGGGACCGUGACCCUGAAUGAUUGUUAAGCUCCCUCGCUGCCUUUCAUUCUGUUAGUUAGCGCUGUGCCGCCAGGACCAGAGAAGCAGCUCAGGAGGGAGGCAUCCACUCGGAGGGUGCUGGCCUGGCAUAGGGGAGAGAAGGGAAAAGCCCUCCCUGUGGGACUCAGCAGGGCUUCCCACCAGCUGUCAGGUGGCCCUUUAACCUCCCCAGCCUAUCCUGAAUGUGGGCCUUGACUCAGGGAGGGAGGGUAGGGGCCGUGGGCACCUCUGCAGUUACAAUUUGGGUUCGGAGUGCUGUAGAUCCUUCUAUGCAUUUAGAGUAUUUCCAGAAGCUUUCCAUGUCUAAGCUCUAUUUAAUGGAAUCUAUGCAUAGUAAGUAAUCAGGUCAGAAGAAGCAGCAUCUCGGUUUGAGAUCAAUCGCUGGCUAAUACUUUAUCUAGGCCACUUUAUUAUCUCAUGCUGAUCCGAUUCCCAUUCUCCUCCUUCUUUGUAGCAUGCACUUCGGCUGUGGUAAAAGUACGGAUCACAUACAUAUUAAAAACAUAUACCCAUUCUAUCUGUAUGUAAAUGUGUGAGGCACAGCUGGAUAUUGCAGAGGAGUUUGAUUUACUAAUAGUUAUUAUCUGUUCUAGCUGUUCAGUGGCAGAGAGAAUUUCAGAGAAACAAGCUGGCGCAGAAAUUGUCUUUAUGCUAUUACUAUACUGCUCUAGUAAUUGUUUAAAAACAUGGGUUUUCUCCUUAGGUUCCAAUAAUGUCUGUUAUUUUGUGCAUUUCCUAGUACAUUCCAGAGCAGGGCUUCCUCCUUUAGCAUUUCCUCAGGUUUGGGUUUUUUUGGUUUUCAAUUCAGAAACACAGAAUACAGUUUGCAAUUGAAAUUUGACAUUUUGCUUAGAAAGCAAGUAAAUCGUGGGACUGGAAAUAUAAAAAGCAGGUGUGGGAUCUUGAGGGAGGGAUGUCAGUUACAAUCAAAAUAGUGCUUUUAGAUUUUUUUUUUUUUCCCUGCUUCAUCUAAAUCCCAGCAGCUGCAAACUUGAAGGCAUCUCAUUUCUCAGAAAAGGCUUUAUGUAUAAGAGGUGGUAUUGUUUGGGGGCUAAUAAACACCAAACUGCUCCAGAAAAAUCUGUUUAAACAUUUAAUUACUUGCAAAGAGAUGUUAACUUGUUUAACUCCUCUAAAUUAAAUUGUCACUGGUAGCUUCUCUGCUUAUCCAAACCUGAUUGUAAUUACAUUUUCAGAUAGUUUGGUUGCUUGGUCUCUCAGUUAAUCAGUGGGUGUGAUAAACUGGACAUCUGCACAGUCCCUUUCAGAAACUGGAGAAAGCACCAUGUCAGAUUUUCAUCUGUCCAGCACUUCAAUUCCAGUGUAACUUUUGGAUUUACACCAGAUGGCUUUGUUCACCAUUGUUAGCCCCAAACCUUUUGGCCACCGCAAUAGUCAGAAUGCACUGGACAGUCAAGAAGAUGAUUUUGUUCAGGCUGUUGCAAUAUGGAGAAUGUUUACUAAUGAGGAACGUCUCAGAGAAAAGGGAGGGGGCCAAGGUUACGGACGCAGGUAAACAGGAAGUCAUCAGCCAGUCUUAUGGAAGUCAGGAGGAAGGAUGGAAAGGGGUCUGUGAAAGCAGGGUGGUCCUUUGUAGCUAACAAAAGAGCGGGGGAGACUUCUCAUCUGUAUUUCUUUCUGGGAGCACAGGGCUCAGAUAAAGUUCAACAUUACCACCACAUUCCACUGAGCUCCAAGAUGAGCUUUGGUUUAUUUUGAUCUAGAGUUUACAUGUCUCCUAAGUACAGAUAGGAGGAAAGGCACAUUUCAUCAGCCUCCUUGCAUAUAGUGAUCAUGGACCACUCUGCUUGCAAUCUAAAUUUUGCAAGAUGCUAAUGAUGAUUUCACAAGCAAUUCUAAACUUGGGUAACAUUUACUACAUCUAGUAUCUUACUACAUCUACCACAUCACCUGUGUCUUAAAGUUCAUAAUUUUAAAACAGACCCUUAGGGCCAUACUCAUUGUGUCUGGCCGCCCAUUCUUGCAGACAUCAUUUUCGGUUAUUCAUCUGGAGGUGCAAAUCAGCUCAUUAGCUAAGGCCCCCAGAAUUUGUAGGGAGAAACCCUGGCUGGGAUUGUAACUUCAGCUAAGUAUUUCCUUCAAGCGCAAAUAGCAUCACAGAAGCCUGGGGGGCUCCACACAAGGUCCAGUUGACCACCAUGUAAUGACUUUUUUUUUUUCAAGUUCUGAAGGCCAUUAAAAUCAUCUGUUUGUGUCUGCUUAUAAAUAGGAAUCCACUAGUAAGAAGUUGAUUUUAGCUUUUUAAUUGCACAUAAUUACAACGGCAGAAUCACUGUCUGGAUGCUUGAGAUCGCACUAAAUCAGACAGCUUUAAUUUGAAUUUUUGAUGACACGUUAGCACUUCAGCAAGAACAGAGAGAUUAUAACCCCAGAAAACAAGCUUUGUUUUUCCACAGACGUGACUGCUUAAUCUUUUCACGAGACUUUAGCAGAUAAAUGUGUGUGUGUGUGUGUGUGUGUAUUUAUAUACAUGCAUGUAGCAAGAGAGAUACAGAUAGAUAAAAUCUGUCACUCCUUGAUCAUGGGGGAUCUAACAAUUUUAAUUUCCCAGUUAAGGAUAACUUUUUUCCUCCAUCAGUCAGGUCAGAUCUCUUAAUAUGGUGAUGAUUUGCCUGUUUAAGAUUGCGGUUUUUUGAACUCCUGCCUGCAAGGCUUCUUUCUUGUUCUACUGGGCCAACUGUCAUCUUCCUGGCAUCACGUUCCAUGGCACAAUGAGGCUGUGGGGCCUUGACCGCAAAAAGAGUUUGGUUAUCCUGGAUGCCGGAAAGUCGAUCGCCUGGGCUGCCCUUCAGCGCUCUGCCACAUUCACAGCGAGCUAAGCCGGGUGUUGGGAGUAUGUUGUCACUAGGUCCUCAUGUGACACAACUCAGCCUGUUGGCAGCUUCUUUGAUUAGGGUGGCGGCCUCGGUUUGGAAUGCCCUCCUCUCCCCUGUCCCCGAAGGUCUCCAUCCUCCUCCCCAUCCCAGUGAGUGGAGCACUCCCUGCUCUGAAGCACUCCAGAAUUUAUUAUCUCUCGCUUGGAACAGCACUUAAUUACACAAAUUACAUAUUCACCUUACAUUCACAAGUUGGUCCAUGUACUACAGUGGUUCCUAAAGCUGGCAACUCUUCAGAAUCAUCCCAGUGGGUUAAAAAUCAGAGGGAAAAAAACAAUGCCUGGAUCCCAGCCCAGAUCAAAGAAUCUCUGGCAUUUGGGCCACGGAGCAGGUACUGUUUUAUUUUUUAAAGCUCUCCAGGUGAUUACAAGGAGCAGCCAGAGGUGAAACUCACUAGUUUGAUGUCUUUUUUCUCCAACUAGAUUGUAAGUGCCUUGAAGGAGGGUCAUGCUCUCAUAAUUCAGUGCCUAGCACGGAUCUAUGCUACUGCCAUUCGGGCGAGGUCUUUAAUCUACUCGCAAGAAGAGAAAUCACCAUCACUUACUCUUUGCACGUGCCAGCCUCUCUCGUCCAGUGUAAUAAAACACUGUACUAGACAUCGAAUAGAUAGACACACAAGAUAGGUCCGUUGAUCUCCAAGAGCUCACACAAUAAAGCUGAGGAGACUGACCCGAGAACAAGCAAUCUCUGGACAUUGUAACAUACAAUAUGAGUCAGGGUGACCACACUAGGAUGCAUGGUCUGAUCAGAGGUCUUUGUUUGACUUGCUCAGAGGUCAUCUGGGUAAAAUAACGUGGUGUCAAAAUAAAGGAGUUUUUAAGAUGUCACAGUGUUUGCAGGGAUGCUAUUCGAAGCAUUUGCCAACCAGUUCAGCAUGGGUGUGACCAAUCAGGACAGGCACCAGGGUCCGGCCAGCCCACCUUGAAGUAUGGGAGGAAUACCACCGUGUUAAGUAGUUGUUGCUCAGCACCUGUGAUCGUCGGCGUGCAUUCCGACCGCUUGAGAAUUCGCUCCCGACAGUUAAUUCCAAAUCAAGAGGUCGUCAGAGAGCCAAGACCCUAGAGGAGACCACCUGGCCAGCACCAUCUUUGCUUGGUUAGAUUGAUGGCAGGGGGACUUCAAGGUCUUUAUCUAUCAGCAUAGCAGAUGCAUGCCACCCCAGCCCCUAGCUCUCGGGAAUAAUGGACCAAGUUGAAAAAGACCGGAGACAUUUAGCCAUUUGGAGGGGGAAGGGGGGAAUAUAAAAGGAUCUGAAGCCUAGCUCUGUGAUUUGGGAAUUGCUGUUGAAGGCAGCAAACUUGUUUUCCUGUGAGUACACUCCAAUAAAUAGAUGCGAUUCUUAUCAAUAAUUAAUGAGUCUAACCAGGAAUUUCAAGGGCUGGAAAAAUAUUAGAAUCCUCGUAUUUACAGUUGAAACCAGCUGGAUUUGUUUAAUGGGUUGUUUGCUUUUUAAUUUGUAGCAGUUUUGAGAGAGACCUUUGGGGAUCCGGAGUCUUGUGGUUUCAGUGGGGCCUUUGUAGAUACACGGUUAUUUGGGGGGCCAAAUCUGCCUGCAGAUAAUUUGAGGUUCGCUUGGCCAUUUAGAGACUGCCUAAAGGCAGUGGAGACAUUUGGGCCUUCUGUCCUCUAUUUAAUUUUCAAGAUUAGAAUUAAACAUCAGGUCUUGGUCUACCGAGAGACAUUUGCCGGAGCAUGGACUAGUUUCUUUCCAGUAUCCUGGUUUACCGUUUCUCUGUUCUCUUAAUAUAAAUGGUCACUGAUUCUGAAGUAGGAGGCUAGGUAGCAUUCGUUUAUUUGUGCAAAGGUUCCCUUGACACAAAUAAAAAUGGAAUUUUCACAUGUAACCCGAUUAACUCUUAAUUGUAUGCCAGUAGCUUACGUGCGUGUCACCUCCCUCGGAAAGCUUCAGAAUGGCCUGCGUCUGUUUUUAAACUUGGGGGGGGGGGGGGGAGGUGCGUUCAAUUAAUAGCAGGACUUUCUAAUUGCGGGAUUGGUGUGGCGUUGACAAAAAUUUGUAUAAAUAGGGUACAUUUUUCCACUUAAGAGGGCUGUGCUGAAACAUUUUUAAUUGGAUUUUCAUGGUGAUUGACAGCAUUUGAUUAUGACAGUAACUUUAUUUGGCUGGACUGCUCUAGCCUCUUGUUGAGAUUUUUCCAUCAAAGCUCUUUUUUAUCCUCUGAAUCCCCAGCGGAGCAGCAGUCAUCGUGGAAGAGCCUUUUACCACCUUUGUUGUCACCAUCCCUGGUGAUGAUUGGGCCCAGCUGGUAGUAGAGAAGAAAAUGUCCCUUUCACAAAGAGGCUGUGUCUCCCGCCUCUGCGGCUUCAAUAAUUUUAAGAGCCCCCAAAACCUGUUGAGGAUUAGAAGUAGCUUUAGAUGUGAAAUGAGUGUUAAGUAUUAGUAAUCGGGAGAUUAGGGCCCCAGGGACACCAGGAGACAAACAGCCGCAAUUAAGGCAAAUCUGCCGAUGUAAACAAAAUUUAGCAGAAACAGAUGCCCUAACCAUUUUGGGGGAUUGAUUUGAGGGCACCAAGGAAUCGAUUUUUGUCUUGUUUACACUUCCAAACCCCUGUGAUAUACUGAAAGGCGAAAUAUUUCAUACAGCCUGAUUUUAGUUAAUUUUUUUUUCAGUGCCUCACAGUAGGCGCCUGUCUUCUCGCAGUGACCAGGCCUGAGUUUAUUCAGCAUUCACAGGGAGCAGCUAAUUGUCUAUGAAGGGCCCCCGUGUUUAAAUGGGCUUGACAGGAAUUUAAAUUUUGUUUCAAUCAACCCCUGUGCUCACAGCCUGCUCCAGUUUCUAAUUUUUAAAUUAAACAUGAUUUUUUUUUUUUAAGCCACAGCCUUGCCUCUGGAAUACUCCGGCUCUAACUCUCGGAAGGCACGUCGGCAACCCUGGAAUGCUGGUGUGUGCAGGGCCUGAGGCACCAGCUCCCGGGCUGGAAAGUUCUUUCCCCGAGGCAGGCAUUUCCUCCGCCUGUCAGGGAGGGCAGCUGAGCCGGGGCUGGGCACACCGUCCUUCCCGCCUUCGGAAAUAGCCCAGCUCUCCUGUGCAGGCAGCAAUGCCGCGUCAUCUGGAAAGUGGGUUAAGUACCAAAGAAAGGCGUAAGGGUAGAUUUAGAGGGCUGGCUGAAUUAUAACCGGCCGCACGUCUGGUACAGAUAUUCUACUCUCGUGAGAUAAGGAGGGGACACGCUUUGGGCAUCACAGGUGUUCUCUCACCAUUUUUAUUCGUCGAGUGUCCGCUCUGCAGAGCAGCCUGGAAAUGCCAGGAAAGCUGUAUGUCAGCCCUGAAUCCUGACUUCAGCCAGCUUACGGUCUAGCAAGGAACAGGAGGAUAGAAACAACCAAGCACUGGACAGAAUGGGAGACCCGCCAGAGGCCCUGCCUCACCUACCCCUGCCCACCUUCAGUGCCCCUUCACCCCUCCAGUGCUCCCCCACAUGCACGCUGUGCCCGCGUGGUGCCCUGAUGCCCUCAUGGUGCCCGCGUGGUGCCCCGACUCCCUCACGGUGCCUGCACACAUGAGGCAUUCUCACAUGGUUGUGUCUUUGCUUGUACUAUUUCCUCACGUCCACAUGGCGAGAUCCUGCUGUUUCAGUAACUUUAAGAGCCCCCAGCACUCUAAGAAGUAGACUUAGAUAGAGAAUGAGUGUUCACUCGCACAGCCUCUGAGAAGCUUCCCAGGCCUGCCUCAGGAGGGCAUGACUUCCUGUUGUACGGCACCCUCCCUCCCGGCAAGUGCCUCUGCUGGCACACUUCUCACACUUUGUGGCGGCAACUUGUUCACAUAACUCGUAACCAUCCGUAAACAAGACCACGAGUCUCUGGAGGACACCAUGUCUUACCUACCUGUGUAUCCUUAGCCUCCUGCCCGGUCCCUAGCCCCAAGUAGAAUGCGCGCUAAAUAGUUAUCGAACUGGAAUGAUAUGAAUUUAACAGGUAAAAACGUCUUCUGCAGAAGGCAUGAUUUCUUCCAGCCAGGGUUUUCCAGGAUGGCUUUGUGAAUGGGUGACAAGUAAGCCAGGCCUUGCAGAACAUUUAUUUAUGUGAGUGUAUUACCUCCUGCGUGGGACACAGCUUGGGUCAUAAGGGAAAGUAGCCAAAACCCAUACUACAACUUAUUUUCUCUGAACUUACUUGAAAGCAGUGGGAAUGAGGAUUGCGUGCGUCUCGGAGCUGCAGAUAAUGCGGAAAGGCUUCCACCCUUUAACAUUUAAAAAAAAAAAAGAUUUCUUGUAGAGAGCGAAAUUCAUCUAAACAUAACAUUUUUUGAACACCUGAGUUUACAGAGUUCUUUCAUAUAAAUUACUCAUUUGACCUUCACACAAACACUACAAGGGUCAUUCAUUCUUAUUCCCAUUUUACUGAUGUGUUAAACUGGGGCUUUAGAAAGGUUAACUGGCUUGCCUGGAGCCAUGCAGUCAGGAUGGACAUUGGACCAUUCGGCCUUAAACAAAGCUAUAUCUACUGGUUCUAGAGUGGGCAGGGAUUAUGGUUGUGAGAAUUUCAGCUGAGUCCAACGAUUUCUCGCAAUCAAAAAUAAAGCUAAACACAAAUAGCCUGCAAAGAAACAUGUAGGAUUUCAGCAGUUUGCUUGUGAAGCCAAAACUGUUCCUCUGCUCACCUCACUCCGUAUGGUCCCCUCCACCUUGGCCUCGUCCCGCAGCUGCAGGGCCAUGGUUGAGGCGGGGAACUGGCGGCCACACACAGCAGCAGGCGCCUGGCCAAAGAUUGAACCUCAGCGCGAAGAGGCCAAACAGGAGGAGAGAAGAUGAUCACCAGGAGUUUGCACUCGGUCUGUUAGUUGGCUGAAGGGAAGCUGUAAGAUUUUGUGAGUUAUUAUUGGUUUUUGGUUUUGUCAACCUGCAGGAGAAACUGAGGGCCUCAAACCUUUUCUCCUUUUCAGUUCUACCGUCAUGGUUGUAGAAGUACGCAACUUCCAAGAGAUACUGUUCCUUGAGUUUGUGGGAAAUUUUUUUUAACUCAUCAAAUUCACUGAGCACAUUCUACGUGCAGAGUGAGUUGCCAGGUGCCAUUGCUAGUGCUAUUCACAUAUGGACCGUGGACUGGUAGCAGCAUCGGAGCUGUUUCUUGACCACAAGAUAAGGAGCUUGUGCCAGAACAUAAAUCAAGCAUGACUCAAAACCUCUUGUUUAAUUUAGCCGACAUUUGUUUGCAGCAAAACUUCGUCAGUGAAGGAAGCUGUGGGCUGAUUGACAUGGCAUAGUUCUUAUCUUGUCAUAGACCAGUAGCAAGCAAUUCCCAGACCAACCACUUGAAUUGCAGAGCCUCAGGGAAUACAGAGGAGCUUACAGUGCUGUGUGAAAGUGAGGCAUUGAUCUAACCCUUGCAGGGGUGCGGCAAAAGUAGCUGUUUAGUAAUCUCUGUUUACAGGUGGUCAAAAAUAACUAAAUGAAAUGGAAAAAAAAAAAAAGAACUAAAUGAAAGACAACGUACAGAAUGGGGAAAAUAUUGGUAAACCAUCUAUCUGAUAAGGGGUUAAUAUCCAACAUAUAUAAAGAACUCCUUCAAUUCAGUAGCAAAAACAAAACAAAUAGUCCAAUUAAAAUGGACAAAGGACCUGAAUAGACAUUUUUUUUUCCAGAGGACAUAUACUAAUGGCCAACAGGUAUGUGAAAAGAUGCUCAGCAUCACUCAUCAUCAGGGAAAUGCAAAUCAAAACCACAGUGAGAUACCACC